Strongylus vulgaris is the source of this 243-nucleotide messenger RNA. Lineage: Eukaryota; Metazoa; Nematoda; Chromadorea; Rhabditida; Strongylidae. The record is from the annotation of a GenBank genome assembly.
CUUGAUGUCUCAUCUGAUGACAUUGAAGAACUCUGUCAUAAUCAAAAGGUAGUCGAUGCUAUGCUGAAGGAGAUUCAGUCACACGUAUCAGGAAAGCUACAAAAGGUAGAAAUCCCAAAGAAAAUUCACCUCUGCGCUGAACCAUGGACCCCUGCUAGCGGAUUGCUCACUGAAGCGCUUAAAUUGAAGAGGAAGGCCAUUGAGAAAGCAUUCCGAGAGGAGAUUAACGAAUUGUACAAAUAA